CCGAACCAAUCAACGGCGGCGGUGUUUGGAGGCGGCGGUGUGCGGAGGCGCCGGUGUGCGGAGGCGCCGGUGUGAGGGGGGAGCGGCGCGGCUGCAGCCAUGCUUCGCCGCCAGGCCCGAGAGCGCCGUGAAUACCUGCAGCGCCGGGCGCAGGAGGAGCGGCUGCGGCGGCAGCAGGACAAGAAGGAGCAGCUGCGACAGGCCCUGGAUGAGAACCGACUGCUGCCCACUGAGCUGAGGCGCCAGGCACUGGCCUUGCAGAAGGAGCUGGAGUUUGAGACUCCAGGGGAAAGUGGUGUGACAGGCAGCCAGGACGAUGAGUACCGGUGGGCUGGGCUGGAGCCCCCCAAGGUGAUGGUGACAACCUCACGCGACCCCAGUGCCCGCCUCCGUGUCUUUGCCAAGGAGCUGUGCCUGGUGAUCCCAGGGGCAAGGCGGCUGAACCGGGGCCGGGCAGAGGUGGGGGCCCUGGUGAGUGCGUGCCGGGCGGCUGGUGUCACUGACCUGCUGGUGCUGCACGAGACCCGUGGAUGUCCUGAUGGACUGGUGCUGUGCCACCUGCCCCACGGCCCUACAGCCCACUUCACACUGAGCGGGGCUGUGCUGAGGCAUGAGGUGGGGGGUCUUGGUGGUGCUCCCCUAGGAGCACCACACGUCUUGCUACACCAACUGGACAGCGCGCUGGGACGUCGGGUGGGUACCAUCCUCAAGCACCUCUUCCCUGUCCCCCGGCCCCAGACCCGCCGUGUAGUGACUUUUGCCAAUGAAGAUGACGUCAUCCUUGUCCGGAACCAUGUUUACCGGCGCCAGGGGAAGACAGUGGAGCUAGAGGAGGUGGGACCCCGCUUCCAACUACGCCAUCCCUGUGUCUCACCAUGUUCCCCAUACCCAUGUCCUUUCUUGUGGCCAUAUUCCCAUGUUUCCCAUGUAACCCCAUGUUGCCAUUGUGUUCCCAUUUCCCCAUCUUGUCCCUCAUCACCUAUGUCGCCAUAUCCCCAUGUUUUCCAUGUUCCUUCAUGUCCACACUAUGUCCCCUAUGUCCCUAGUGUGUCCCUGUGCCCCAACCUGUGUCGCCCAUAUCCCUGUCUUUUCCACAUCUCCAUCCUGUGUCCCCAUGCCACAACAGGUUCCAUUAUGGCCCUUCUGUUCCCACUGUGUCCUUAUAUCCCCAACAUAUCCUUUGCGUUCCCAUGUCAUCGGCGUGUUCCUAUUAUGUCCACCAUGUCCCUAGUGUGUCCUUGUGUCCUCAGCGUGUACCUGUGUCCCCCACAUUGCUAGAUCCCUUUGUUUCCCAUGUAUUAGUGUAUUGCCAUCAUGUCACUCGGGUGCUCAUGUUACCCCCAUGUCUCUGUUGUGUUCUCAUGUCCCCCAUCAUGUCCUUCUCUUCCUUGUGUUCCCAACAUACCUCCAUGUCCCCAGUGUCCCCAUUGUGUCUCUAUGUCCCUGUUGUGUGCUAUGUGUCCCCAUCAUGUCUCCCAUGU
Messenger RNA from Coturnix japonica (Japanese quail), 1481 nucleotides. RefSeq names its product IMP U3 small nucleolar ribonucleoprotein 4 (gene IMP4). Gene Ontology annotation, cellular component: Mpp10 complex; nucleolus; small-subunit processome. Gene Ontology annotation, biological process: rRNA processing. The record is from RefSeq and is a predicted model, not a curated record. NCBI's taxonomy places the organism in Eukaryota, Metazoa, Chordata, Aves, Galliformes, Phasianidae. Gene Ontology annotation, molecular function: rRNA primary transcript binding; snoRNA binding.